Messenger RNA from Blepharisma stoltei, 2187 nucleotides. NCBI's taxonomy places the organism in Eukaryota, Ciliophora, Heterotrichea, Heterotrichida, Blepharismidae. The record is from the annotation of a GenBank genome assembly.
AUGCUAGGCAGAUUUGCACAAUUAAAAUAUGGCGUCUUCGUCUGGGCAUGGCCUCCGGCCACGCAGCCUCGGGCCACGCAGCCUCGACUCAUAUUUUAAUUAUAUCCGGCAAGGUUUUGCCAUUUCAGAGAUGGACGGCAAUGCUAGGUAAGCAAUUCUGGUGGAGUACAGAGCCUAGCCCUAGUCUAUUCUCAGAGAUGGUUUUUUCCUCGUGGGGAAGGAAAGCACGGCAGUUGGAAAGGGGAAGCCCAGCAGAGUCCACACGACCCAUCGGGCAACUCCCUAGCGUGAAACUGGGCGUUACGUCCCAGGCUACGUGUUUUUCCUUUUUGCCGAAAGCCUACCAGAAAAUCCAUUUUUUUGGGUUUUCGGAAUGGAAACCCAUGUCACAAGCAAGUAGCUCAUCCAUGAGCCGUCGAAGCCGGCAACACUUUGCCCCUAGGCGCACCUUGGUGAACGAAGUGGACCGGCCCAGAGGUCUGUGGGCCCGAUGCGACGAAAGGCGAGCGGAGGUCUGGGCUCUGCCAACCCCGUAGUGGACGUUAAGCGUUAUAAGUAGUAAGUUAAGUUAAGCUAGGCAGAUUUGCAAGAAGAGCUUAUAAAGUGAUGAAUCGUGAUGAAUACAGAGAAAACAUGAGGAUUGCCCAGCUAGCUAGGAACGUUGACCGCCUCGAAAUGCCUGAUCUUCUUGCAGCCGAUGGAGGUCUAAUGAAAAGGGAGGAAAAGGUUUUACUCCAUGCAGUCCCUGAAAUUCCUAUUAAGAAAGACGAAAUUAUUGACGACCCUUUAUUUAACACCCUUUACACUUACAAGCCUGAUUUAAUUUAUCUUCAGUUCAACCCUAUGCACUACAUCACCAGGCAGCGAUACAUUUCAUAUCAAUUAGCGAUGAAGAAUAACGAAGAAUACAAUAGAAAAGCUGCGUAUUCAUUUGAUAAUCCGAUACCUUUAAGCUGGGACGAGUGCUGUGUGAAUCUUAUUACGCUAGAUAGCAUAACUCAGAAUAAAAGUUAUGAAGAAUUGGAUUAUACUAACUCCCCCCCCCCGUGAGUGAACAAAACCAUUAGAAAAAUCGCUAUUUUUUGCCCCAAAAACCCACCCUCCGUGAGUGAACAAAAAUUUUUUUAAUACAAAAAUUUUUAUGGAAAAAAAAUUUGAUAUAUAAAUGAUAAUUAGUAUAAUGAAAUCUAGAGCUAAUUCUGUUUAAUUUUAAACGAAUUGCUUUUUAAAACAUAAAUUUUAUAAAUUAAAUUAAUAUUUGCUUUCCAAUUUUUGCGAAUUAGGAUUUUUUUAAAUUUCGAAAAAAAAAUAUUUUUUAUAAAAAUUUAUAUAUAAAUUGUUUUAAAAAAAAAAAUUAAACCCCCCUCCGUGAGUGCACAAAAUUUUUUUGUUCACUCACGGAGGGGGGGGAGUAAAGGCUUUGGAACAUACUCAUACCCGACUUUGCAAGCUUAUGAUAUCCAUAAGCAGCUAACGAAUCCUUUUAUUAAUGCGAUAACUGAGCACAUUGCUGGAAGAGAAUGGAGCAAAUAUCAUUAUAUCAAUAAUAUCCUAUAUCUGGCACUUAUGGGAAAAUCUAAGGUUAUCUUAGGAGACAUGCCUGAGCAAUUGUUACGUUUGCAGCUGGGAAAUACAAUCCCUCUGGCUACAGUCAGGGAAAUAUAUCACUUUGUCGUUGAAAAAUUAAAUGAGCAUUACAAAGAAAACCCAGGCGUCUUGAUGACAAUGGAAGAAAUGACAAUGAGCUAUUUCCCACACAUUUUUCAAAUGCCAAGAGAUCUUUAUAUCACUGCUAUGCUUAAAGAAACCUUCCCUGCUGGAGCUUUAACAGCUGCAUUUUUAGGUAACCCUCACUAUAUUCCAAUUCAAAGAUAUUGGGUUGGCCCUCCAAUGGGGAUUAACUAUACACAAGCUACUUAUGUCCCUCCAAAAAUUCCAAAUGAGACUGAAGAAAUGCUAAUUGAAAAGCAAGCUUUAUUUGACAUGCUGCUAGACACAAAAGUAUGGGGCGCAAAAUAUGUGACAAAUCCAUUUUUGUAUUUGACUGAAUCCAUUGAGGAUAUUCCUAAAAAAGAUUUAACUUAUUUCAAGAAUUAUUUCAAGCAAAUCACGUCUCAGUAUAAUGAGGUGAGAAACCAAAAAUUGAAAUUCCCUGAUAAGAUGCUUGCAGAGGAAAAAAGUAAUUAA